This is a messenger RNA of Mycetomoellerius zeteki, 1413 nucleotides long. Its product is annotated as chymotrypsin-1. Gene Ontology annotation, biological process: proteolysis. The record is from RefSeq and is a predicted model, not a curated record. Lineage: Eukaryota; Metazoa; Arthropoda; Insecta; Hymenoptera; Formicidae. Gene Ontology annotation, molecular function: serine-type endopeptidase activity. The coding region runs from base 212 to 1360 and encodes 382 amino acids. The transcript is spliced from 7 exons.
CAACUUAUACUGAGUAAUUAUGUUUAAUAUGCAAUAUUUAAUUUCGUAUCUGCUUCAUCAAAGUGCAAAAUGCCUCACCGUGUUUAUUUACCGUAAGAAAUGCGACCAGCUGUUUGCCAAGGUUGAUUUAUAGAUAUGAAUCUGCUAUAAAAAGUGGAAAUUAAUGUCCUCAUUUCCAGUUUUACUUUUCAUCUAGCUUAAAUUAUCAAUUAUGCUGUCAUUCAUCUGUUUGGUGGUUGGCGUUCUUGCGCAGCAGACGUUCGCUGAAGAACCCGAAGCGAUCGUCGGUGGUCAGAUCGUCAACCCAGGCGAAUUCCCGCACCAAGUUUCCCUGAGAUAUAACGGCAAUCACGUUUGCGGCGGUUCCAUCAUCGGUCCGGAAAAGAUUCUGACUGCUGCACAUUGCGUAACCUUUGCAAAACCACCCUACAAAGAUUUUAAAGUUGCCACUGGGUCCGUCUUAAUCUAUGGAGGAGAAUACCAUGACAUCGAAAAAAUUAUCGUGCAUCCGCAAUACUCUGACAAAUAUGAAGAUGCUUGGAAAAAUGACAUCGCAGUGAUCAAGCUCGCAUCGCCGAUUCAAUAUAAUCAAUUCCAAAAACCGAUCUCCCUCGCCAAGUCUAAACCUUUCUCCGGACAGAUGUGUACCUUAUCAGGAUGGGGUAGGAUAAGCACGAACGGACCGCUCCCCAGCAUACUUCAAAAGAUGGUUCAGAUUGUGGUUUCACAGAGCCAAUGUCAGAAAGAUCACCCUGAUGUGCCCUUGACCGCCACUCACUUAUGCACGCUCAAUCGUUCGGGAAUUGGCGCUUGCCAGGGUGACAGCGGUGGCCCGCUCAUUAGUAACGGUGUACAGAUUGGUAUUACCUCCUGGGUUGCUCCUUGCGCUCAGGGUUAUUCUGACGUCUACACUGAUGUUUGGUAUCCCAUUAUCGUAGACAUUUUCAGUGAGAAAGAAGCGGAAUGUGAGAUUCAAGAUGCUCCUUCUGCAAAUCAUUCGAGGAAAGAACUUGAUGAAUUUGAUUUAAUUUACGGUAGAAAAUUAUGCUCCCCGAUACUUGGUUACAAUUGUCAACUUCCUGAUUUACCAACAAGUUCCAUACCAUCCACAACCCUAGAUACAUCUCUGUUGCAUAUUCCCAUUUACGCCCAUUUAAAGAUAUAUAGUCUGGAGCCUGUACGCCUACCAGAGCCACCAUCGAUUUUAUCAUCGUUGCAACUGCAAUUUUCGGAAGGUACCAUACUCAGUAAAUCUUCAAGAGAAAUAUCGUUGACAGCACGAUUAAGCGAGGAAAACGGUAUAUUCGCUUCGUGCAGUGCUCGAAACAGUAAAAAAUUACGAAUGCUAAACAAAGAAUAGAAAUGUAGGCUUAAGUAUCAGUAUAAACGAAAAAUAUAUUCCGAUAUAAAGAA